AUGUCCUGCAACAUCCUGCUGUCCUGGGACUACUGGGAGCUGGAGAGGCGGAUGGCGGAUGGCGGCGGGCCCAUCGCGGAGCUGCCCACCAUCCCCCAGCAGUUUUCCAGCGUGGAGGAGUAUGUGCGGGUGUUUGGGCCGCUGCUGCUGGAGGAGUGCGCGGCGCAGCUGCUGCGGGGGCAGGAGGAGGGGCAGGUGCUGACGUCGCAGCGCGCGGUGGUGGCUGCCGCCAGGCUCCGGCCCGAAGACGAGUCGCUGGUGGUGCGGCUGACGCUGCCUGCGGGCGCCACCAGCUCGCUGCACGAAAACGACAUGCUGCUGGUGUCCCGAGACAGCCCAGAGGCAAGGGCAGGCGGCGGCGCCGCCCGCGGGCCGGCUUGCGGCGGCGGGGAGGAGGAGCAGGGGGACGAGCUUCACCAUGCGCUGGGGGUGAUGGAGGGCCACGAGGGCGACCAGUCUGUGCGGGUGCGCUUCAGGCUCACAGACGACGGCCAGGCGGGCAACGAGCGCGGGCUGCAGAGGGCGCGCGCGAUGCGCGGCUCUCUGGCCCGCACCGACAGCCGCUGGUGGGCCCUCAAGCUGUCCUCCAUGUCCACCAUCAUUCGGGAGUGGGCGGCCAUCCACUGCGUGGCGCACAUGCCGCUGAGGGAGGUGCUGCUGACGGCGCAGCCCUCCCAGAGCCUGCUGGCUGCGCGCGGCAGGCUGGAGGUGCCGCCUCAGAUGAGGGCCACCAUGCAGAAGACGUACAACGACUCGCAGGUGGGGCGGUGGGGGAGCUGGGGACGUGAGGUGGAUGCGGGGAGGGAGGUGGUGGUGCCUGUGGAGAGCGCAGACCCCGGGGACGCGUUUGGGCUGCUGCGGCGCUGCAUCCCGCGGCGCAUCGGCGCCAGCCAGGGGCCCAAGGCCCGCGUGCUGGUCUGCGCGCCCUCCAACUCCGCGCUGGACGAGAUUGUGCUGCGCCUGAUCACGCUGGGGCUCACAGACCAGGCGGGGCGGGUGUUCACGCCAAACGUGGUGCGCGUGGGUGUGAGCAUCCACCACAGCGUGCAGAGCGUGGCGCUGGACACGCUGGUGGCGCACAGGCUGGGCGGCGACGCCGUCAAGAGCGUGGCGGGGUGGGAGAAGGAGCGGCUGCGCAUGGCGAUACUGGAGGAGGCAAACAUAGCGCAGUACCGCAUGCACCCCGCCAUCCGCGAGUUCCCCUCCCUCAACUUCUACGGCGGCGGGCUGCGGGACGGUCCCGGCGUGGCGCAGGACACGCGCCGCCCCUGGCACGCCUGCCCCGCCUUCCAGCCCCUGGUCUUCAUCGACGUCAAGGGCACGGAGAGCGUGCCCAGCGGCAGCAGCUCCCUGGUGAAUGAGCGGGAGGCGGAGAUGGUACUACAGAUGUACCGCGAGCUGCGCCACCGCCACCCGCAGCUGGCCACCCAGCCCUCGGUCGCCGUCAUCUCGCCCUACAAGGCGCAGGUCAGCCUGCUGCGCCGCCUGUUCCGCGCCGCCCUGGGCGAGGAGGCCGCCAAGAUGGUUGACAUCAACACGAUAGACGGCUUCCAGGGCCGCGAGAAGGACAUUGCCUUCUUCUCCACCGUGCGCUCGCAGCGCGGCAGCCGCGGCAUCGGCUUUGUGGCCGACGAGCGGCGCAUCAACGUGGGGCUGACGCGGGCCAGGGCCUCCCUCAUUGUGGUGGGGCAUGUGGAGUCGCUGCAAUCCAACCCACGCUGGUCGGCGCUGGUGUCGCACGCGCGCAAGAGCAAGUGCAUGUACAGGGCAGCCAAGCCCUUCUCUGGGUGGGUGUCCCAGCUGGCGGAGGGCCAGGUGCAGCCUGUGGCGCCAACGGCAGAGGACAACGAGGAGUGGGUGCCGCAGGCCGAGGCGCACGCCCACGACGCUUACGACUUCAGCGAGGAGGAGGGGGUGCCGCCCUUCCGGGAGCAGCUGUCGGCGGCAGCCAAGCGCAAGCACGCCCCCGACGGCACCAAGCAGCAGCCCGCCAAGCGCGGCCGGGUGCGGUAGGCGCAGCGGCGGCGGCAUGGCAAUGCGUCGUGGGCAGCGCCGCUGGGGGGGCGCGGCAUCGCGGUGCGAGCGCGUCCUGUUCCAAGAUUAGGUUUAGGUAGCUGCAUUGCCAUUAUGUUAGACAUCCCUGCACUCGCGAAUCGGAAGACACCCUGCAAUUGUUCUGCCCCGCCUGCAAUCCAAUGUAAACGAUUGAAAAUUGUUA
Chlorella variabilis is the source of this 2218-nucleotide messenger RNA. RefSeq lists its product as hypothetical. The coding region runs from base 1 to 2013 and encodes 670 amino acids. The record is from RefSeq and is a predicted model, not a curated record. Lineage: Eukaryota; Viridiplantae; Chlorophyta; Trebouxiophyceae; Chlorellales; Chlorellaceae. Gene Ontology annotation, molecular function: helicase activity. The transcript is spliced from 18 exons.